CGGUUCACAUAUUAAUGUGUUGUGCUUGAUUGUGUCCAAGCAUAGUUGCAAGGUCAAAGAAUAUACAGGUAAAGUCCUGUCCCUAGCAGCUUUUUCAGGUGUCAGACGACCUGAACACAUCAAAGAAAGGGCAAUUUCUGCAGUGAGACCCUCACUCAGUAUGAGUGGGGGUGAUGCUAUGCUUAGUUGUCACCUGUGUGGUUACUUGGCUACAUCCCCAGUCUAUCUUGCCCAACAUCAAAAACGCCACGGCUUAGAGUACGAGGGUCCUUGGCGCACUUGUGACCACUGUAAUUUUGCAACGAGAUCUGUACAAGAAUUCCGGGCACAUGCAAAACAACACACUCGUGAACUUCCCCAAGAUUUUAAGUGUGUUGAUUGUGGAAGGAGCUACCAGACACUGAAAAACUUUGAAAAACAUUGUAUUCAAGUCCAUAAAAAGGAUUUGUCAGCUAUGGAAGAAGGACGUCAAACUGAAGGGAGUAGUGGAAAUGAAACCACAGGUAACACAUUUCAGUGCAGUGAGUGUGAAUUCACAUGCAAAAGCCAUGGUAGCAUGUGGUACCACCAAAAGAAGAUGCAUCCAACAGAAGAAGACAAACAAAAAGAAUGGCACUGCUGUCAAAUUUGUGGUCUGACAUUUGUUUAUAAGCAAAGGUACUAUGCCCACAUGGAACAGUACCAUGCUCUCUCCAUGGACGAACCUGUUGAUAGUGAAGAAAUGCCAGUAGAUGAUAGCUCUCCAUCCCAUGAAGGAAGCCAGUCCCCUACUGCAGAGAAGCAUGAUUUGACACCAGGCCAGCUUAUCAUCAAGUCAGAGGCAUUGUCUGAUGUUGAGCCAGAUGGUGAAUUAGAGCAGGAGGAAGGCACCUGGGUGGAUCAUGAAGAUUCUAAUGAAAAUAUGAUGUUGUCCCGUAGUGAGAUAGGUACAGUCCGUAGGCCCAGCAGUGAAGGCGAUGUUGACAUUGAGAACAGAAGUGCUGGGAAUGGCCAUCUUGAUGACCACGAUGAAGAGCCACCAAGUUUACGCCAAAUGCUUGAAAGAGGCCCCAGCCCUGGGAGGCUUGUUGGUAAUGAUGAUUCUCUUGAACAUAGACAGGGGGGUGUAGGAUUCCCUUGUGAUGAUUGUGACUUCGUUGGUGCCUCUUCAAGUGGGCUUUGGUAUCAUCGCCGUAAAGUACAUGAGCCAAACAAAAUGGCCACCUGUCCACACUGUGAUUACACUGCAGUAAGUAGUCGUGAUGUUCAAAAGCACUUACGAAAACAUACAAAUGAGCGACCUUUUGAUUGUAAGUACUGUGAACGAAACUUCACUCAGAAAAACCAUCUAUUCAAUCACAUUAUUACAAUCCAUAAGGGGGAAAAACUUCCCACAGAAGUUGCAGAAAGCAAAGGGGCUGCUUCCCAGUCACCUGAAAGUAACAGACCUUUCAUAUGCAAUCAAUGUGGCAGAGCCUUUGCAAGAAAAAACUUGUUGCAAUUGCACAAAAUGACCCAUGGUGUUGUGCAAGAUCAAAAAGAGGGAGAAGGCAGUGUUGAUGACCAAGAUUUAGAGGCAAGUACUGAGGCGUUACAAGUAGAUUCAGAUGUUGCUGGUCCAAGUGGCACACAGAAACAAGUCAAAAUUGCCUUCGAAGAAUGUCAGUGUACCAUUUGUCAGAAAUCUGGCCCAAAUAUGGUUGGAUAUAAUUACCUGAAAGAGGGUCUUGCACCAAGCGGGAGAAAAAGAUUUGAAUGCACCCUUUGCCGCAAAGUAUUUCCUGCCCUUUGUAAAUGCCUAAGCCAUAUCAAAUUGCUACAUGCAACUGCCAGUGGAAACCCAUAUAAAUGCAGAAAUUGUGGGAAAUGUUUCCUGGCAGUGACAUCUCUAUGUGGUCAUAUGAGAGCACAUCGUGAACGCAAAAAGUUCAGCUUUCAGUGCGGCAUCUGUGAAAAAGUUUUUCAGAUUGGGGAAGCUCUUAAAAGACAUGUGGUUGCCUUUCAUAGCAAAGCUAUCUCAAAAGAAGCACUGGCAGCUGCAGCAAAGCAGAGUUCCAAACUUAAACUGAAAAUUAGACUCCCAAAACUUGCAGACAAAAUACUAGCAGAGAAAUUGGCAAGUGGUAGAGAAAACAGACUGCAAGAUGACAAAAUGAAAGAACAAAUGGCAGGAGGUAAGAAGCGUGCUCUGCCUAAAACAAUGACUUGCAAUAAAUGUGGCCAGAGCUUUACUCAAGGGAAUUCUUAUGUCCGACACAUGUGUAAACACCUUAAUAUCGUACCCUUUGACUGUAAAAAGUGUGGGAAAUUGUUUUCCUCUCAAGCUGUUCUGAAAGCUCACAUGCAGCAUCAUAACAAUGCCCAGAUGUACCAGUGUAUCAGGUGUUCAUUUAGAGCCAAGUAUCUUACUCAACUGUAUACACACAUGGAAAAGCACUUUGGGAAAGGUGUUCACGGUUGUGUGUACUGCACUACGAGGUUCACUAAAAAGUCCAACAUCAAAAAGCACAUCCUAACCAAACAUCGUGGGAAGCGUCUGGCAUUUGAGGACUACACUGCAACAGUUCAAGCAGAUGAUGAAGACACUCUGAACGAAGAGGGAGAUAGACAGGAGGUGGUGCCUAAUGAGUCAGAAAUCAUGGAUUCUAGCCCACAACCACAUCCAGUCAAUGUAUAUCCAGCCCCAGCUGCAGCGAGUCCAAACAGAUCAAAUUCUUCUAAACAGUCAGUUGCUGGCAAUGUGCGAGUGGAAAUUUCACAGCCAGAUAGCAGUCAGAUUGCUGAAGAUCGUCCCCCGAGUACAUUAAGCUCAGAGGGAUCAGUCCACACAAGUGUAUCAGCUACACACAAUCCAACUAAGAAUAAUACACAUCAAGUUAAAGAGGCCAAAGCUCAGACUAUGCCUUCUCCUGCCUCAAAGAAAGAACCAGUCUCAGAACAGAAAUGUGCAGAUUGCCUGUCCAAAAUAUCAAGCAAUCUGAAAUGCACCCAUUGUGGUAUAAUAUUUCUUGAUAUGGUCAUGCAUACCAUUCACAUGGGAUGGCAUGGUCGGAAUGAUCCAUUUGAGUGCCACACCUGCGGUCGAAAUUGUGGGGAUAAGUAUGGAUUUAUCACCCAUAUAUUUAGAGAGCCUCACAAUUGAUAGCAUUUUGAGAAAAUCUGGAGGUGAAAUAGCUUGAAACAGCCUAUGUUAUGAUCAUUUAUGAUUAAAAGCACUUUAUGUGUCUGAUUUUUUUGUCUUUUUUUUAUUUUUUAAUGUUUAAUAAUGUUAACGAAUUUAGCCUGUAAUGGUAGUUACCCGGUACCUCUGUGAAGCAUGUCAACAAUUUCUUUGAGAAUUGACUGGAUUUUUUAGCACCCUUGCAUGUAUUUGUAAGAUAAUUAUUUGAAGUACUGUAAACUACAUGUAUGGCUUUUUUAUAUUUCUGGAAUAAUGGCAUGUGCCAUAAGUGUAUUUGUUUUUUGUGGAAGUUUGCCCAUGCUUGUUUCACUUGUACGGUUUGUUCAAAAACUGUUGGUUUUAGUGUAUAGAUACAUUUACUUGUAUAUGAGCACAUUUCAGAGUGGACAUUCCCAUUGAAUUUUGCACUUGUAUGAGGUGACAGCAGUAGACCAUUUGUUACUUGCAAGUACAUGUACAUGUACAGUUCCAAAUAGACGAGGAUGAUGUGUACCAUAAGGUGGGAAUUUUGACAUCUAUGUACAUGUAUUUGUAGAUGAUCUCACGAAAGCUAGACUUGCUAGUGUGCCGGUGUCUUUACUCAGUCUUUUCUUGGUAUAUAUGUACAGAAUUGCUUUGUUCAGGUAAUGCUUGUACAUGUAGUACUGUUAUUAUAGGUAGAGUGAAAAGCAGGAAAAUGGAGAUUUUAGAAUUUGCUCUGCAUAAUCUUGUUGUGUUGUCAGCGUGUGCUUAUCAAGGUUUAAGUUUACUGAUGCAGUAUGUCAUAAUUCUAAUUAAGUACAGCUUGACUUUCUGUGGUUUAAUCAAGUCCAGGGCCUCCAGGCAAGGUAGUACGCAAAUGAUACACUUCUCUUUUUGUUCCUGUCGAUGAAUUAUUUCAAUAUUUCAUUUAUGUAUUGGCUAUUUUGAUUAUUUAUUUUGGGGCUGUCUUUUAGUCUUCACUGGAAAUGCUUGUAAUUCAAAGCAACUUUGGUCUAGGAAUACAGUAUACAAUGUACGUGUACAUGUUUAAUUAAGAAACCAUGUCAUGACAUGAAAUGAUUUUUUUCUCUCCAUGAUUUGGACUGGUGUGUCUGAACCAAAUACAUGUAUUCUUCUGGUCACUGACUCAAACAUGAUGGAUAUAAUUUGAGCCUUGAACUCUGCAGAUUGAAUCGAAAACGGUUGUAUUUCAAUUUGCAUGAAUAACAAGCUGUCACUUUUAUAUGAAGAGAUGUCUAGCAUCAGUAAAUUGUUCACAGUAAGUGAGAGUAGCAAAUGAUAACAUCACUCCAGAACUAGAGAUUGCUGGCAGCGGGCUUUUCCUAGAAAUUGUGUAUUUAGUGUGGAUAUUGCAGAUUUGGACGGAUAACAUAGAUGGCUGCAAUCUUUUUAACAGUGUGUGACUUAUACCAAUGCAUGUUUCAUUCAGAAGCUGUGAAUGAAUGUAGGCAAGCCCUAGCUGUCAGCUAUGUGGCAACGAAAAGUUUCUUUGGUAGCAGCUUCCUUUCCUGUAUAUAUUCGCUAGUUUAGUGUAAGGCAGCCUGUGAUCAAACAUUAGAAGUCAUGUUGAUUAGAGAUAACCGACACUAUAAACAUGUGCCAACGUUGAUACCACUGCAGCAACAGGAGUUGAGUACAUUUCUCUUUUUCUACCUUUUUCUUCAUUGUCGUCUAGGCAGUUCCACACAAAAGUGGACACGUGAUCACACUGUUAGUGUUACCGACCUUAUCAUUAAAGCCAAUUCUUAAAAAGAGGUUUUUGAAAAAGCUUGAAAAUGCUAAGUAGUACCACUACUUGUACCUUUAAUUCCACUUUCAUUUUUUGUAAAACACCUUUUUGUUCAUCAAUUACAACUAUUAAUGAUAAUAAUUAAUAAUGUCAUUGACGGUGUGACUUGAUGCAACUUUUAUGAGGAAAUGCCCAUCUGCAUAAGUGUUCAGUGAGUAAUGGAACUGAAUUAGUAAACUUUUCACAAUCCACUUUGAAUUAAAACAUGCAGGGUACCAUCAUGACUGGUUUUUUUUUAUUUGUUUGCCUUAAGUGCUGCCUUUCGUUUACUUCCCAUGGAUAAAAUGAAAUGAGGUUUUUGGCCCUUUCAUAAUUGUUUUCGAUCAUCUUUGUUAUCGUUUAUUUUAAUGAUAAGUUGCAUUUUGUAUAAAAUAGCCUCAUUGUUCUGAGAACCUGUAUCAAAUAAUAAAUGCCAAAUUGUUCCAAAACAGGCACUCAAUUAAA
This is a messenger RNA of Acanthaster planci (crown-of-thorns starfish), 5375 nucleotides long. RefSeq lists its product as uncharacterized. The record is from RefSeq and is a predicted model, not a curated record. NCBI's taxonomy places the organism in Eukaryota, Metazoa, Echinodermata, Asteroidea, Valvatida, Acanthasteridae. Gene Ontology annotation, molecular function: DNA-binding transcription factor activity, RNA polymerase II-specific; RNA polymerase II transcription regulatory region sequence-specific DNA binding. Gene Ontology annotation, cellular component: nucleus. Gene Ontology annotation, biological process: regulation of transcription by RNA polymerase II.